UUCGCAUCUCGCAACCUCGCAUCACGUCGAAAAUGGCCCUCAGCUAGCCCACAUGAACGACACCCCACGACGCCCACGGACGCCCACGGGCAUAUCCAAAAGCAUGUUUCACGUCAGACACACGGGUUCAGGCACACGCAACCUCUCGGUGUCCCAAUCCAGCGACCGGCGGGAGGCAAACCGGCGCCAUCUGCAGGCAAAUGCGGCAGCUGGCGUGCAAAGGCCUUUUAACAAUUUCUGUCACCAAUGCUUCAGCCGCUGAGACGUAACAGCUCGGUGAGCCCGGCAGUGGCGGCAGUGGCAACGCGACCGAUGGCCCUGGGCCCGUGCGUGCGGAAACAAAACAAUAGCUCGGCAUUAAGGACGGAAAGUCAAAAGGGCCAAAGAAUAGUCGACAAACAUGACCAGAGCGACAACGAAGAAAAAAAAACCAAGCGCAAAUCGGACAAGGGUGCUAUGCACGUGUUUGCUUGGCUGCAUUCUAGGCGUCUUGGUCAGGACGGCGUUGCCCCGCUGCCCCGCUGCCCCAUCUUUGACGGCCCCAAGUGGGAAGGACAUCACACGAGCACUUUCCGUGCUCGCUCGCGUGCGCUGCACCUGCCCGACGACACUCCCGCACCACAUGCAACGCACGAGACUCCUUCUUCACCCGCAAAGUACCUCCUAGUCUCUAAGUGUAUUAAUCUCGCAACGUCGGAUCCUGCCCAUUGAAACCUUGGGCUGUUCCCUUCGGUGAACCAAAACGGUCGUCUAGUUGGUCAUCAAUCAAGCCAUUCAUCAAUAGGUAGUCAAUUCUAUCCCGUGGAAUCAUUGCCAUUGCAC
This is a messenger RNA of Ilyonectria robusta, 822 nucleotides long. RefSeq lists its product as uncharacterized. Bases 247 to 711 code for a protein of 154 amino acids. The transcript has a single exon. The record is from RefSeq and is a predicted model, not a curated record. Lineage: Eukaryota; Fungi; Ascomycota; Sordariomycetes; Hypocreales; Nectriaceae.